Messenger RNA from Aureobasidium musti, 423 nucleotides. The record is from the annotation of a GenBank genome assembly. NCBI's taxonomy places the organism in Eukaryota, Fungi, Ascomycota, Dothideomycetes, Dothideales, Saccotheciaceae.
AUGGCCGCCUUCACACUGCGUGGUGCAGGCUGCUGCAUCCACACGCACAGCAAGGAUGCUGUGCUCGUCACACUGCUCUGCGAAGCUACCGGCACCGACGUCUUUGAGAUCCAGAAACUCGAGCAGAUCAAGGGUAUCCCCAAAGGCUACGGCGAGGAAAAGAAGGGAAAUCUUGGAUACCACGACCGUCUUCGCAUCCCUAUCAUUGACAACACUGCACACGAGNNGGAGGACUUGAAGGACACGCUUGAAGAUGCCAUCAAGCAGUGGCCUGAUACCCAUGCUGUUUUGGUCAAGAGACAUGGAAUCUACGUUUGGGGCAAGGAUGUUGCUCAAGCAAAGACUCAGUGCGAGAGUCUCGACUACAUCUUCCAGCUCGCAGUCGAGAUGCAUAAGCUGGGCUUGCCAUGGAUCCCGAAAUAA